AUGAGUUCGGCGGCGUGGGACGGACAGGACCAGGCCAUGACCUCGACUACCGAUGAGGAGUUUCACCAGUUCAUUAACAUGGCCAGUCUGGGAGAUGGCAUGCACUUCGACUUCCAAGGCUUCCCCGAUGGUUCAGCACAAGGCCUAAUGAACCAGCCGCGCGACGCUCCCGACACAAUAAUGACCGACACUGAGAACCCGGGCCUCAUGUCUGUCGCCAAUUCAUUGCCCAUGUCGACGUCAACCGGCCAGCCCACCAUUCCCGCCCACAUGAUGACACCCGCCAGCGAUCCCAUCUCCAACAUUGAUGCCCAGAUCCAAUAUCUGCAACAGCAAAAGUUUCAACAACAGCAGCGCCAGCUACAGGAGCAGCAGGCUGCCUUCUUCCACAGCCAUAACCACUCUGUGCCUCCCACACCGCAAAGUCUUGAGAUGCCCAACAGCGGCCAGUUCUACUCUCAGGCUGAACAGGUUUCGCAAUCGGGCGUCUACGACAGAGGAUAUCAACGCAUGAAGGAUCAGCAAGAUAUGGCCUUCACACCACUUGUCUCUCCCGCAGUUACCCCUCUUGAUCCUGGCUUUCCGAUGAGCGACAGCUUCGUUGCCCAGAAUCCCUACUUCAGCCCUCUCACAUCGCCAGCGCUUAUCCCACAAAAUGACCACUCCGCCGUCUACAACACAAACUCUCCGAUUGAGAUGGAUCCUGAAAACCCGGCCCGCCCCGUUUCAUCUGUUAUGGAUUUGUCAAAGAAGACGAGAAGGAAGGCAGCUGCCAAGUCAAGCCGGAAGGGCAGUAUUCGGAGCUCGCCCAUUGUGAAGCCGCAGCGUCAAAAGAUAAGACCUAGCCCGGCUAUUGUCUCUCAGGUUCUUAACGAGGUGGAUGAGAGCAACGGUGCUUUCCUCCCUAUGCCCGCGACUUCGACCGAGACCUCAGCAGAAGAAAACUCAUCAGUGUCUCCCGAGGCUCUUACAGAUAUGCCCCCGCCUCCGAUCCCCAACAGGAGAUCAACAAGUAAAUCUCCCUACAUUCAAGCGCAAAUGGGAAAUCAGCAGACUCCGAUCUCGGCCCCAGUGGACUCUCAUCCGGCCCCAGCGACCCCAGCUUCACUCAUGAAGCUGCCAGCAUCCAAGGCGCACAAGCAAGCUGCGGGCCAUCACGAACCUGCUGUCUCUGAGCACAUUGAAUCGCUUGAGUUGCCGGAAUCGGUAUCUGGUGGCAAGACGCCGGCCCCAGUUGUCUCACGUGCCUCUAUCCAAUCUCCUAUUGUAGAGCCUAAUCCUGGCAAGGGCUCUGGUUUCCAACCCUUGCCAUCUCCCGUGUUCCCGAGGCCAUCGGGGCCGGCUUCCGCGAGUGCCAGUCCUCAGCUGGCCCCAGGUUCGACAGGCCCCUCCGCAAGGAAAACUCCGCAACUCGCGCCCCGGUCAAGCAGGAAACGUUCAACAGGCUCAGUGCAUGUAUCUCCGGCGUUGUUGCCAAGGAUUUCUCCCAGUAUCAAGCCCCUGCUUCCUGGCACGCCUGGUAUGACGUCUGCGGAGAGUGCUGCUUCACAACUACUCAUGUCAAAGUCCAACUACCAGAAUAUUCUUGAGGGCAACAAGGUGCCGGGUGUGUCUUAUCCAAGCGAGCUGUCGACAAAUCUUACAUCCAAGCGGACCUCACAUAAGAUUGCUGAACAGGGCCGUCGUAACCGAAUAAAUUCAGCCUUGCAGAUCAUGGCAGGACUUCUACCUGGCGGUGACAAGGGCAGUGCUGGAGAGGAGGUGGAUAAGAAGGAGGGGAAGCAGGCCAACGCCCAGAACAGCAAGGCCAGCGUUGUUGAGAAUGCCAUCGUGCAUCUGAAGAACCUCGAGCAAGAGAAUGUGGACCUGAAGAAGGAGGUGGAGGAACUAAAAAAGCGACUCGAAGGGUUGACAGGAACUGAGAGCAAGGAAUGA
This is a messenger RNA of Fusarium vanettenii 77-13-4, 1935 nucleotides long. RefSeq lists its product as uncharacterized. Gene Ontology annotation, molecular function: protein dimerization activity. The transcript is spliced from 2 exons. Bases 1 to 1935 code for a protein of 644 amino acids. The record is from RefSeq and is a predicted model, not a curated record. Lineage: Eukaryota; Fungi; Ascomycota; Sordariomycetes; Hypocreales; Nectriaceae.